Messenger RNA from Parastagonospora nodorum SN15, 201 nucleotides. RefSeq lists its product as hypothetical. NCBI's taxonomy places the organism in Eukaryota, Fungi, Ascomycota, Dothideomycetes, Pleosporales, Phaeosphaeriaceae. The transcript has 2 exons. The record is from RefSeq and is a predicted model, not a curated record. Bases 1 to 201 code for a protein of 66 amino acids.
AUGUUCUUGUGCUCCUGGCGCUCCGAGCGAGCAUGCCAACACUGUGGCGUCGACCAGACCAUCUGGGUGGGACCUCGGGAUCUGGAUGACUGGACCGGUCCAACCAAAAGCAAGUUCAAUUCGAAUUCGUGGUUCACAUGUUACGCGGCGCCUCGUGACGGUGUCUACAGCACGAACUCCAUGGCGAUACGGUAUGAUUAG